GCUUUUUUGGUUGUUUGGUUUGUCUGAGCAGCUCAGUCAGUUUCAGUUUCAUUGUGCUCAGAAUGUCGAGUCUCGCUCGUUGGACGACGCGACCUUCCUCCACUGGCGCCGCACAAUGGAUGCAUGCUGUUCGCUCACUCGGAACCCGUAGUGCACUCGUUGGUGCCGGUGCGGGAUCUUGUACUGGUGCUGCAGCAGCCAAGACUGGCGUUCCCAGUCAGUCAAGAUGGUCGUCCUCGUCCUCGUCUGCGCGACCACCCUCACCGCCACCAGCACAAGCACCGCAGCCAUCAUCGACAGUGCAUGGCCAUGAUGCUGCUGCUGCGCCGUUCGUUCCGCCGAGCCGAUCGCGCCUGACGCCCAAGCUCGACUACGCAUGGAUUGCCGCGAACGCCGAGACAGUCGAGCGCCACCUGCAGCUGCGCCAGAUGGCAGCCGUGUCCGAGGACGGCGUCCCGUUCAAUGCAGCGCACUUUCGCGAGCUGUUUGAGCGCAAUCGCCUGCUGCAGCGCAAGUCGGACGAUCUGCGGGCGAUGCGGAACAAGCUCAGCGCGACGUACACCAAGCCCACCGGCGCCGCCCGACCUGCCGGAGCUCCUGCUGGUACCCAGAAAGACGCAGCGAACACGGCUGCAGACGCCAAGGUGCAGAUCGCCGAGCAAGCACGCUCGAUCAAGAAGGAAAUCGCCGACGCCGACGCCGCGCUCGAGGAAGUGGCUGCCCAGCUCUUCCACGCUGCUGUGCGCGUCCCGAACGAUGCGCAUCCCGAUGUAGCGAACGGCCCCAAUGUUGAGAGGGUCGUGGCCGUCUCGUCCAGGUUGACGGCUCAGCAAGAAACGCUCGCUGCUUCGCUGGAUGCUCGUCCAUCGCUGCCCGCGCACUCGGACCCCUCUCGUAUCCCUCCGACCAAGUACAAAGACCACGUCGAGCUUGGUCUGGCUCUCGGCUUGUUUGAUCUGGAACGCGCCGCUGCUGUCACUGGGCACGCGUUCUACUUUCUCAAAGGCGCUGGAGCGUUGCUCGAGCUGGCGCUCACGCAGCUCGCCAUGCAGCAGGCAAUGCUCGCAGGCUUUACUCCCAUGACCACUCCGGAUGUUGCUAGAACCGAGAUGGUGGCCGCAUGUGGCUUCCAACCACGAGGCGAGAUGACGCAAGUCUACUCGCUAGCCGCGCCUCACGACCGCUUCUCCCUGGUCGGAACGGCCGAAAUCCCUCUGGCUGGCUUCCUGUCCAACACAACCGUUGCAACGCAGGCGCUUCCGGUCAAGCUGGCGGCUCUGAGCCACUGCUUCCGCUCUGAAACCGGCGCGCACGGCAGCGACACGCGCGGUCUUUACCGCGUGCACCAAUUUUCCAAGGUGGAAAUGUUUGCAUUCACGGGACCGAGCGUUGCCGACAGCCAAGCCAUGCUCGACUCUAUUGUUCAGGUUCAGAAGCAGAUUUUUGAGUCUCUUGAGCUUGAUUUCCGAGUGCUGGACAUGCCAAUGAAGGAACUAGGAGCCUCCGCAUAUCGCAAAUACGAUAUUGAAGCUUGGAUGCCAGGUCGCGUGGCGUGGGGCGAAAUCUCCAGCGCCUCGGAUUGCACCGACUACCAAGCGCGACGACUCGGAAUUCGUGCCAAGGCGGUUGGAGGCGCUGCUCCCGAAGCAAAAGGCGCCCACCAAACAGACACGGCGUCCCAAGAUGGAAACAAGCAUCUGCACACUGUGAAUGGCACCGCGUGCGCCAUUCCUCGCACCAUCGCUGCCUUGCUUGAGACGCACCAAUUGGAAGACGGAAGCAUUUACCUGCCGCCUGCCCUCCGUCCCUUCAUGGGAAAUCGCGAUCGGAUUACGCCAGAGUGGCAGCAAGAGCUCGGAGCAUUGCGGCCGAUUGCCGUGAAUGAGUUUGUUGUGGCCAAGCGUCGAUGAAAGGUGAGGGGGAUUGCUUUCAGAGUUGAAUACCGGGAUCCUGGGGUUUUGUUUAUUGUAAUACAGUCCUCUGAGAACCACUCCCGCUCUUUGUUCUCGUAAUGCUU
This is a messenger RNA of Capsaspora owczarzaki ATCC 30864, 2017 nucleotides long. RefSeq names its product seryl-tRNA synthetase. The transcript is spliced from 3 exons. Gene Ontology annotation, biological process: mitochondrial seryl-tRNA aminoacylation. The coding region runs from base 63 to 1910 and encodes 615 amino acids. Gene Ontology annotation, molecular function: ATP binding; tRNA binding; serine-tRNA ligase activity. NCBI's taxonomy places the organism in Eukaryota, Filasterea, Ministeriida, Capsasporidae. Gene Ontology annotation, cellular component: mitochondrion. The record is from RefSeq and is a predicted model, not a curated record.